AUGCAAGCGGGUCAUAUUCUAUUGGGGAGACCCUGGCAAAUUAAUAGGAAGGUUACAUAUGAUGGGUAUAGGAACCGGUAUAGCUUUAUCAAAGAUGGGAGGUCCAUUACUGUUGCGCCAUUAACACCGACUCAGGUGUAUGAAGACCAAAUAAAAUCGAGAAAUGAGAGAGAAAGGCAAGCAAGAGAAUCUACAAAAAUGAGAGAAAAUAGUGAGCCUGUGAGUAUGAGAGAAAAUAGCGAGGUGGCCGAGAAGGAGAGGAAGAGAGAAAGGCCACAUGAGAGGAGAGAAAAAGAGUCAGUUGAGCGGAGAGAAAAAGGGUCAGUUGAGCGAAGAGAAAAAGAGUCAGCUGAACGGAGAGAAAAGCCAAAAGUGAACUAUUUUGCGAGGGGGAGUGAAUUAAAAAAGGCUUUGAGUGAUAAGAGACGAGUGUUGUUGUUAGUUUACAAGGACUCUCUCCUCUCCCUUGAGGAGUCUAACACCUCCCUCCCUAGCGUAGUUAAGUAUUUGUUACAAGAGUUCGAAGAUAUGUUUCCGGAGGAGGUGCCAAGUGGAUUGCCACCAGUUCGAAUGAUGGAGCACCAAAUUGACUUCAUACCCGGGGCUGUCAUUCCAAACCAACCAGCUUACCGAAGCAAUCCCGAGGAGACGAAGGAGCUUCGGAGACAAGUGAAGGAGUUGAUGAGCAAAGGUUACGUGAGGGAGAGUAUGAGCCCGUGUGUUGUUCCUGUUCUAGUGGUGCCAAAGAAGGAUGGGACUUGGCGAAUGUGCGUGGACUGCAGAGCUAUCAACAACAUUACAAUAAAGUAUCAUCACCCUAUUCCUAGGCUAGAUGAUAUCAAAGUCCUAGGUGAACAUUUAGAACAUUUAAAGUACGUGCUUGUUGUGUUAAGAAAGGAACAAUUGUAUGCUAAUUUUAAAAAGUGCACGUUUUGCACGGAUAGAGUUGUUUUUCUAGGAUUUGUUGUUAGUGCUUAUGGGGUUGAAGUGGAUGAGGAAAAUAUUAAAACUAUUAAAGAAUGGCCAACACCUAAAAAUAUAACUGAGGUUAGGAGCUUCCAUGGUCUGGCUAGUUUUUAUAGGCAGAGGAUAAGUAUUGAAGCGGUGUUAAUGCAAGAAAGGAGACAUAUUGCUUACUUUAGCGAGAAGUUGAGUGGAGCUGCACUAAACUACCCAACGUAUGACAAGGAGUUGUAUUCCCUUGUUCGAGCAUUGGAGACUUAG
Molecule: messenger RNA, 1224 nt
Organism: Olea europaea var. sylvestris
Lineage: Eukaryota; Viridiplantae; Streptophyta; Magnoliopsida; Lamiales; Oleaceae
Exons: 3
Coding region: 1-1224 (407 amino acids)
Source: RefSeq, a predicted model, not a curated record